This is a messenger RNA of Coniosporium apollinis CBS 100218, 3897 nucleotides long. Its product is annotated as protein TIF31. Bases 1 to 3897 code for a protein of 1298 amino acids. Gene Ontology annotation, biological process: intracellular distribution of mitochondria. Lineage: Eukaryota; Fungi; Ascomycota; Dothideomycetes. The record is from RefSeq and is a predicted model, not a curated record. Gene Ontology annotation, cellular component: cytoplasm. The transcript is spliced from 7 exons. Gene Ontology annotation, molecular function: mRNA binding; protein binding.
AUGGCUGCAAAUGGUAAUGAUGCUGUGACUACAGAGCCUGCGCCAUCGCAACAAGCCCUUCAACUUACUGGCGACGAGAAACUAAACGGUGAACUAUCUAACGGCGAUGGCUCUGGACACGGCACGAAUGACGCGCCUGAUGACAGUCCAGUAUUCGCCAUCACCAUCAAGCUUCCACACGAGCCCCACGAGACACAGGUGACGGUGUCCACACAGGAGCAGGUCCAAGACAUACGCCAGUCCAUCGUCGAGCUUCCUUUCACCUACCAGUACACUUGCUUCCACCUAGAGCACAAUGGCGAGCGGAUUAACGACUACGUUGAGCUUUCAGAAGUCCCUGGAAUCUCGCCCGAGUCUGAACUCACGCUGGUGGAGGACCCGUACACAGAGAAGGAAGCGCGGAUGCACUUCAUCAGGAUAAGGGACCUCAUCGGAGCGGCAGGGGACCGUACGGAUACUUUACAUGGUAUCAGUGCUGGCCUCACUUUGUUGGAUGCUGUUAUGCCGGAGGCGAAUGGCCACAGUCCGAAAUACCCUGGUGGUGGAAGCGACGUCUUGUCAAGUUAUGAUUUCGAGGCCCCUGGAUCGUACAUGACUCUGUUGCCGCAAAACCAAGCCCCGCCGUCGAAAACCAUCAAGUCCAUCUCGCUAUCUCCCUGGAACCCACCGCCGUACCACCUGCGAGCUAAAGGCCAUCUGCUCUAUCUUCAAGUCACCACGAAUGAGGGCGAGCAGUAUCAUAUCACAUCCCACGUCUCCGGUUUCUACGUCAAUAAGUCGUCUAACAGCAAGUUCGAUCCAUCUCCGAAGUCCACAAUCAAGGAAGCCGUCGCACACUCGCUGCUUACCCUGUUAUCCAAGAUCUCGCCGUCAUUCGAGAACUCUUUUAAAGCGUACCAGGAGUACACCAGCAAGAAAGACCCCAUCGCCUCCUUCCAGCUUUCCAAUGCCAUCCCUGCAAGCCCUUGGCUCGUGCUGCCUCAUACCGCACCGGCAAACGCCCAUCAGCCGGACAUCGCGCGGACGCAAGAGAACUAUCUUCUUACCGGCGCAGAAGUUGCAGACUCACUUCGUGACUGGAACGAGGAGUUUCAAUCCACGCGUGAGCUUCCGAAAGAUGGCGUGCAAGAACGAGUAUUCCGGGAGCGCCUAACUUCGAAGCUGUUUGCCGACUAUACCGAGGCGGCCACUCGAGGAGCGAUCCUGGUAGCUCGAGGGGAAGUGACGCCACUCAACCCCACCGAGGGGCGGGAUGCGCAGAUCUUCGUCUACAACAAUGUCUUCUUCUCCUUUGGCGCCGAUGGCGUCGGGACGUUUGCGACAGAUGGCGGCGACGAGGCAGCACGCGUUGCAACGGGCAAAGAUGUCAUGGGUGUAAAGGCCGUCAACCAACUGGACAUCACCGGGCUUUUCACUCCUGGGACAGUCGUUGUUGAUUACCUUGGCAAGCGCAUAGUUGGGCAGAGCAUUGUGCCUGGCAUAUUCAAGCAGAGGGAGCCCGGCGAGCACCAGAUCGACUAUGGUGGUGUCGAAGGCAAGGACGUCGUUGCCGAGGACCCGGCGUUUGCGCCUCUCUUCGAGCAACUGUCAAAGGCGAUGCAUGUCAAGAAGCACCCGGUGUGGGACAAAGAAGGCAAAUGUCACGAGCUCGAAGGCAGCGUCGAGACAAAAGGCUUACUCGGCACGGACGGGAGGAAGUAUGCUCUUGACCUGUACAGGGUAACUCCGCUAGACGUAGCGUGGCUGGAGCAAUACUGGACUGAGCCGGAGAAAGACGAUCAAGAAAAAGACGAAGCAAAGAACUAUCCACACCGGAUGGCUGUUCUACGUCCGGAGUUAGUGGAGGCAUACGGCAGAGUCAAGUUAAGAGAUUUUGUCCGGGAAAAGCUAGCAAAGCGAUCGGCGACAAGCGAGGAUACUGACACGAGCGCCGAAACGAAAGCUGAGCCAGAGAAGGAGGAAUCCGAGAAGGAGGAAUCCGAGAAGGAUGAGUCAGAGGAAACAGCGGUCGUAAAGGCAGAGCCUGAGACGGCAGAGCCCGAGAAGAAGGAGCCUGAGCAAGACCGAGUUGACAUUUCUGGCUUCGACUUCGCUUUGAACCCAGACGUCUUCUGCGGACAGACCCCGCAAACGGAAGAGGAAAAGGCGCAAUGGGAAAAGGAUGAGGCAGAAGUGCGGGCGGUAUGCAAGCACCUGACUGACGAAAUCAUUCCGCGAUUGCUACACGACCUGCAGGAAGGCGACGUCGGUUUCCCAAUGGACGGCCAGUCUCUCGGCGCCCUUCUCCACAGGAGAGGCAUCAACAUGCGAUACCUUGGCAUGAUUGCCACGCUUGCUGAUAAAGAGAACCCGCGGUUGCAAGCUUUGAGGCGCCUCGCGAUACAAGAAAUGGUUGCGCGAGGCUUCAAACAUGUCGCGAACAAGAAAAUGCGGUACCUCCCGGCUCCGUUCGCCACGACCUGCCUAGCACACCUGCUGAACUGCUUGCUCGGAACUGGCCUGAACGACAAACCCACUGCUCAGACCGACGAUGACCUGAAACCUCUGUACCCUGAGGCUGAUUUCAGUUUCGAGAAGAGUACGCCGGAAAGCCUGCAACAAGAGGUGAAAGCCCAGAUCUCCAUGCGUUACCGUUUUGAUCUUGCGAAUGACUGGGUGCAAGAGGGCAAGCAGCUGCAGAUGCUUCGCGAGGUUUCUCUCAAGCUCGGCUUGCAGCUGGAGGCGAAAGAUUAUGCGUUCACCAAAGGGCAGAACUCAAGCGGUUCAGAUGCCGGCUCUGAUAUUGGGGCUCCGCCUCAGACUAACGGUCAUGUCAAUGGUGCUAGCAAGAAGAAAAAGAAGAACGCGGAUCGCUCGCCCAGUCGGGUUGCUGCCUCGCCGUCUACACCUCCAAUGACUUUCCUCCCUGACGACAUUCAGAACAUUGUACCUGUCGUCAAAGAGGCAUCGCCAAAGAGCGUUCUCGCCGAAGAAGCCCUCGACGCUGGCAGAGUAUCAAUUGCCCAGGACCAAAAAGAGCUCGGUCAGGAACUCCUCCUAGAGUCUCUUUCGCUCCACGAGCAAAUCUAUGGCGUGCUCCACCCCGAAGUCGCACGCGUCUACCACCAACUCUCCACGCUCCUCUACGGCCUCGACGAGAAGAACGCCGCCCUCGAGGUCGCGCGCAAAGCCGUCAUCGUCUUCGAGCGCACUGUCGGCGUCGACUCCGCCGACACAGUCCUCAGCUACCUCAACCUCGCGCUCUUCGAGCACGCAACGGGCAACACGGCGACCGCCCUCGCCUACGUGCGCCACGCGCUCGAGCUGUGGAAAAUCGUCUACGGCCUCAGACACCCGGAUUCCAUCACCACUAUCAAUAACGCGGCGGUGAUGUUCCAGGCCAUGAAGGCGUACCACGAGUCGCGCGUCUGGUUCGAGGCCUGUCUUGCCAUCAGCGAGGAGGUCUCAGGUAAGAAUUCUGUUGGGACGGCGACGGUGUGCUUCCAGCUUAGCCAGGCGUUGGCGCUGGAUAAGGAUACCCAUGCCGCUGUUGACCGGAUGAGGGAGUCGUACAAGAUCUUUAAGAACGAGCUUGGCGCUGAGGACCGCAACACCAAGGAAGCGGCGUCCUGGCUCGAGCAGCUUACCCAGUCUGCCGUCAGCGUCGCGAAGCAGAAUAAGCUCAUGGAGGCGCGCAGGGGCGUAAGGCGCGUCCAGCUGACGCCGAGGACGAACCUGAGACCGCAGCCGCAGGUUGGGCAGAGCUUGGCGGAGGCGGUGGGCAGGGAGGCGGUCGCGGGCCGCGAUCCAAGAAGCAUAGAAGAGUUGCUCAAAUACAUUGAAGGGGACUCAGCGAAGAAGACGACGCCGAAGAAGAGGCAGGCGAACCCGAAGAGGAGGGGGCAGGGGGCACGAUAA